GUUGUCUUAAAAGUUAAAAUGGUUGGGAGAGAAGGACAAAGAGCGGGAACUUGUACUGAUUCUCUCUCCCACAACCAGCUUUGCUUGAACUGACAGUCAUUUUCCCCUUUUUUUCCUUUUUAUUUUUUUUGGAUUUUCGUUUCUCUCUCCGCCAUUGCUUCUUUAAGAAGCUGUGAAACCACGCAAUUUCGUACUCAACAUUUAGAGAUCUGCGCUUUGUCUCUCUCUUUGUCUUCUUCAAUCUUCCUUCAUUCCUUCAAAUUCCUCGUUCCACUUCAUUCAGGCAAACAUGGUUUCAACCACUGAGACCGAGACUGAGACAAAUGACAAACAAAUUGUAAAACAGUACCAAUACUCUAGGCAUCCCCGUUUGAAUGAGAGAAUACUUUCAUCCAUGACUCGUAGAUCGGUUGCUGCACACCCCUGGCAUGAUCUUGAGAUUGGUCCUGGUGCUCCUGUUGUUUUCAACUGUGUCAUUGAAAUAGCUAGAGGGAGCAAGGUGAAAUAUGAACUAGACAAAAAGACUGGUUUAAUCAAGGUGGAUCGUAUUCUUUAUUCAUCAGUUGUCUAUCCUCAUAACUAUGGGUUCAUCCCUCGAACUCUUUGUGAAGACAGUGACCCCAUGGAUGUUUUGGUUAUUAUGCAGGAGCCUGUUCUUCCAGGAUGCUUCUUGCGUGCCAAAGCCAUUGGACUGAUGCCUAUGAUAGAUCAGGGGGAGAAAGACGACAAGAUAAUCGCUGUUUGUGCUGAUGAUCCUGAGUACCGUCAUUACAAUGACAUCAAGGAGCUUCCACCACAUCGUUUGGCUGAAAUACGUCGUUUCUUUGAAGAUUAUAAGAAAAAUGAAAACAAGGAAGUAGCAGUUGAUGAGUUUUUGCCUGCAUCUACAGCUCAUGAGGCAAUCCAGUACUCCAUGGAUCUCUACGCAAACUACAUCGUCGAAACCUUGAGGCAGUAAGGUUGUCGCGGAUGAUUCCAAAUGGUUACACAAGUGUAUUUGAAGCUUAAGUGACACUAUCUGAAAUGCUGCUUCAAGUUCAAUGCUUGUGUUUUUAAUACCAAUUUUACACAUUGAAUAUGCUCUUUAUUUUUGCAUGUAUUACAUCUUCGCUAUAUCGUAUAUCAUCUUAUGUUCACAAACUUUUGUGCAAAAUUGUCAAGUAAUACUCAUACUAUUGUCUACUAUGACUUGUGAUGUGAAUAAACCGUUUUAAAUUCA
Amaranthus tricolor (Joseph's coat) is the source of this 1219-nucleotide messenger RNA. RefSeq names its product soluble inorganic pyrophosphatase-like. Gene Ontology annotation, biological process: phosphate-containing compound metabolic process. The transcript has 9 exons. The record is from RefSeq and is a predicted model, not a curated record. Gene Ontology annotation, cellular component: cytoplasm. NCBI's taxonomy places the organism in Eukaryota, Viridiplantae, Streptophyta, Magnoliopsida, Caryophyllales, Amaranthaceae. Bases 290 to 958 code for a protein of 222 amino acids. Gene Ontology annotation, molecular function: magnesium ion binding; inorganic diphosphate phosphatase activity.